Messenger RNA from Bradysia coprophila, 2174 nucleotides. RefSeq names its product cytosolic carboxypeptidase 6. The record is from RefSeq and is a predicted model, not a curated record. Gene Ontology annotation, biological process: proteolysis. Gene Ontology annotation, molecular function: metallocarboxypeptidase activity; zinc ion binding. NCBI's taxonomy places the organism in Eukaryota, Metazoa, Arthropoda, Insecta, Diptera, Sciaridae.
UUUUGAUAGUGGUUCGGGAACUAUAGGCAUUAUGAGCUCGUCUCAAAAUUGAAUUCAUUCGACGAUUCGGUCCUUAUCGAGACAUGUAACUGAUAGUUUACGGAAAAAUUAAUUGUUGUUGUUGGUGAUGGAAACGUAAAAAGAACUCCGAAAAAGGACAAACACUAGGAACCACUGUUUGAUGGUCCGAAUCGGAAAAUGUCCGACAGUGAAGACAGCGAUGGAGAAGGAGGAUUGGGUAAUGUUAGUCGGGUCAUCAUUCGGCCACCAGGACAUAGUGGAAAAGCAAAGAGAGGUCAUUUAUGCUUUGACGCGGCAUUUGAAACUGGAAAUUUGGGCAGAGCCGAUCUGGUUGGCGAAUUCGAAUACGACCUUUUUCUCCGUCCAGACACGUGCAAUCCACGAUACAGAUUUUGGUUCAAUUUUACCGUCGACAACGUGAAGCAAGAUCAACGGGUAAUCUUUAACAUCGUCAACAUCAGCAAAAAUCGAAACUUAUUCAAAGAAGGCUUAACACCGUUGGUCAAGUCAUCUGGACGCCCGAAGUGGCAACGUCUACCACGACAACAUGUCUUCUACUAUCGUUCACCAGUCCAUCAAAACCAUUACGUGCUCAGCUUUGCAUUUGCUUUUGAAAAGGAGGACGAAGUCUAUCAAUUCGCUGUGGCACCUCCAUACAGUUUUUCGAGGCUUCAAUCCUAUCUGGGGGUUCUAGAAACCAUUUUCCCUAACACUUUCGAACGAACGGUUAUCGGUAAGACAUUGCAAGGAAGAAAGUUGGAACUUGUUACAGUGGACCAUGUGGAGAAACCACUGAAAGUUGAUAGCAAGAACUUGAUCAGAGUAAUUGUGAUUCUUGUGCGAACGCAUCCGGGAGAGAGUCCAGCAUCAUUUGUGUGCCAAGGAUUCAUGGAAUUUCUCCUAAGUCAUCAUCCGAUGGCCAGCAUUUUGCGCGAGAAUUUCGUGUUCAAAAUAAUACCGAUGGUGAAUCCGGACGGUGUAUUUCUGGGCAAUAACCGGUGCAACUUGGUCGGACAAGAUUUGAAUCGCUGUUGGAAUGUGUCAUCCGAAUUCUCGAGUCCGACCAUUCUAGCCAUAAAGGAGUUGUUGAAAGAGAUCGACAAUUCAGAUUGCUACCAAAUCGACUUCGUCAUCGAUUUCCAUGCGCACAGCACGCUGAAUGGAUCGUUCAUUUAUGGUAAUACGUACGAGGACGUGUACCGCUACGAAAGGCAUUUGGUUUUCCCGAAAUUGCUGUCGACAAACUGUGACGAUUUUAACCAGCCCAAUAUGCUGUUCAAUGCAGACGAACGUAAGCAAGGUUCGGCAAGGAGAUUUUGCUGUGAACGACUUUCCGAUACCGUUAACUCGUAUACGUUGGAGGUUUCGAUGUGUGGCUUCUACGUCAAAGGAACCGAUAUCUUGACCCAGUACACCGAAGAUGGAUACAUGCGAUUCGGCCGUAACGUAACCCGCACAAUUUUCGAGUACUACCGCUUCACCAAUGUCCUUGCCAUCCCGCUUAUGACCGAAAUCCAUCCACGCAAAGGACGCCCGAAAACGCAUCGUCCUCGUGGUCGAUCGCGUGUCAAGCAAGAGGUAAAAGUUCGCCCGAAAACCACUCGUAUCAACGCACCGAUCAGCUACACAGAUCUGUCGAUUCGAUACGACAGCGAUACAUCGAACGAUGGUUCGCCCGUUCGCUAUGGACAGUACGGUUACGGAUUCGGCACAAGGUCGUCGGGAAACAUUUACAUGAACAUGAGUCACGACCAGUUUUCAUUGCUGGCGAUACAGUCGUCGAAAUUCAACAAUUUGGACUUUUCGAAUGAAUUCAAGGGACCGGCGUUGCCGAAAAUACAUACCACUGUGUCGACGACAACGAAUUACAUGAAAAGCGGUGCUGAAACGUUGAAUGUGCCGCCGAAACCGUGCUUAUCGAUUAUCGAUUUCAAUCAGUUAACUAGAGGUGGAUUGGAACAGGCCACGAAGAGAUUUAAUGAGGAGAGGAGAGGCAAGACUAAGCAACAGUAAGACCGGGACUGGUUUCCAGGCGAGCUAAAGGAAACAAUUUUCAUUUUUCAUUUCUCAAUCGAAAACGAUUAAAUUUUCGUCUUUAAUGUGUAGCUUUUCCAACGACAUUUUUAUCGAAUUUAUAAACCGACCCGUACCAC